Metopolophium dirhodum (rose-grain aphid) is the source of this 6023-nucleotide messenger RNA. RefSeq lists its product as uncharacterized. The record is from RefSeq and is a predicted model, not a curated record. The transcript has a single exon. Bases 27 to 3899 code for a protein of 1290 amino acids. Lineage: Eukaryota; Metazoa; Arthropoda; Insecta; Hemiptera; Aphididae.
AACAUUCCGCCGUAAACAACAUUAUUAUGUACCCAAACGUCAUUUGCACUAGACCUUGUACUCGUACAAAUGUUAUCAGGUCGAAUUAUUACGAAGACGAUUAUGACACUGAUAAAUCAUACGCGUCCUCUAAAUAUUCUGAAACUUUUUACAAAGAUAUUAGAUGUCAAUCUAGUCAGACUGAUUUAAUACUUAUUGACAAAUCAACCCCUUCCAUUUAUAGUUGGCAACGUAGCUCUAGCUGCAAAGAGUUUAAUUCAUCUAGGUCUUGUUCCGGAGAAACUCCUCCAGUUGAAAACGAAGAAGCAAAUUCCUCAUUUGAUAGAAACAGUUCAGUAGAUCAUCCUAUUACAAAAAUUUUCUCAAGUAGUUAUCCUGGUACAACUUCUAGUUUAUCAACUGAAAGUGGUAGUGAUCGUAAACUUGAAAUUACUGGUAAUGUUAGGGUAGUACCAGAUAAAGAUGAUAUGUACCAAGAUGACAUUAGUCAAGAUUCAUACGAGUUAUUAGAAAAAGAAGUAUUUAAUAAUACUAUUAGUGAUGAUGAAGAUGAAAUAUUUUAUGUAGAAAAUGAUAAUAAAGAAAAUACUUUAGCAAUUGAAAAACGAUUUGGUUAUUUAGAGCCCAAAUAUAGAGAUAUAGAGUUCAAUAAGUUUAAUGAAAUUUGUAAAAAAGAAUUGGCUUCCCGAAGUAAAGAGCAGAUUUUUGCUAAUAAUACAAUUCGAUUCAAUGCAUUUGAAAAUAAAGGUGAAACUGGUCAUGUUCCCGUGGAACGAACAAAAAGUGAUUCAUAUAUGAGUGCUCCUAAACAUAAAUCUCAUAGACUGCUACAUCAAAAGUCUAUAGAUUUGACACCCCUUGAUACAUUUGAACCAAGUAUUGUUAAAUUAGAUUUAGAUAUACCCUAUAUAUUACAUAAGCGACACACAAUUGAGGGUUCGACUAAUGAAGAAAGUACAGUCAAAUGGUCAACAAUUAAGUGUGGUUCGGAUCAUUAUUCCCAAGAUUCAGGUUUGUCAUUAUCAACUCAAUCCACUGGUAACGUAAGUGUUGAAGAUGACAGUCCUGUAGAUUUAGAUACACUUUUAUUAAAUAAAUAUCAUGAUGAUGUAGUAACCACAUCUAAAAGUUCAGAGCUUAUUCAAAUGGCAUACAAAUCAACUUCAUUCAAUGAAUCUGAAAUUAGACCAUCGUCGUCUGGUGAAAAAAUUAACAAGCUGAAGUCUUGUCAUAGUGCUGACAGUGUACCUGUGAGUAAAGUCAAGAAAAUUUGUUACCAACCUCGAAGUGCAGAUAAUGGAUUAAAAAAAGAAGUAGAAGUUAUACAAAUUGACCCCGAUGAAGAAGAGCCUAAACCCGAAGAAAUUAUAAUUGUAGAAUAUAGAGGUGGAAAAGCUAAAAAAUUAAGAAAGGACUCAUUGGGUAGUAAAGAUAACAAGAGUUUAGGAUCAGCUUCUACAUCUAUUGCUUCAAAUUCACCUGGAAUAUCUCCAGAAAGACGUAUUUCAAAUAGCCCAAAAAAAGAAAACAUUUUUAAAUCUUCUGUUGUUAAAAUCAAAAUAGCUUCUGCUUUAAAUUCUAAUUCUAUUCACAUAGUUCCAAAUGUUGUGAUUAGUGAUGAUGAUAAUAAUGGAACAAAACAUAAUAAAUUAAUGGAGUAUAAUGCACUUCCUGAUAUUGUAUCCAAUUCUGUAAAGAACUCUCAAAUAAUUAAUUCAAAAGUAGCUAGUGAAAUACAGACAGUUGAAAUUAGCAGUGUAAGAAAAGAAGAAGAGCAAGUCGUUCCUGAUGGUAAUAGUUCUAAUGAAACUAAAAUAAAAUUGAAAAAUGCAUUGUCUAGUAUGAUGGUUUCACAACAAAUUACAGUGCCACAACCUAUAGAUACUGAAUCUAAGGCUGUUAAAAUCAAUAAAUUCCAAUCUUUAGCUACAAAAAUAGCUGACUUUGAUGGAUUUACUACUUUAAAAAAAGACAAGUCACCUUCCGAAUUAUUGAGAAAAAUACUACCUGAUAAAAUAUCUCAGAAUAGAGAAAAAUCUCCUAUACUUUUUGCUAGGUUAGGUUUAUCUGAGGGUUCAGCAUUUCCAAAUGUAUCUGGGCAAAAUCAGUCACAAAGGCGGGCUAUAUCUUUAGAUUCACCAGUUGUUUCCCUGCAUCAACUUCCUUUAGUUACGUCAUUUUCUAGUAAAGAUGAUACAGUUGAUAACGAAGAUGAGGUAGAGUUGGAAGAAAAACCAAUCAAAUGGUGGAACAUUAAAGUUGAUGAGACCGUUGUAGAAUGCCUUACAUAUUUAAUCAAUGCUGUUGUUAAAGAAUCUGAAGAAUAUAAUAGUAUAUCACUGUCACCAAGUGUAACACCAGAAAGAAGACGUUCAAGUACUAGACAAGAACGUUUGGACUCUUUAAAAAAAUUAAAAAAUUUUGAAAUUGAAGUUUGGGAUUCUGAAGAAUUAAAUGUGGCUUCAGCUAUUGAUUAUGAACAUAAGGACUUUGAAGAUGAAACUUUUAUUGUGUCUAAUAUUACUUGUGCACCUAAUACUGACAUAAAAAACCAAAAUAAUAAAUCUAACAAUAAAUGUUCGACUGAUGACGAUUGGGUGUCUGUCGAUGAUUCUGGAAGUAGUGAAGAAAUACCAUUUAAAGAACUUGAUUCUCAAAGUUCAGAUGAAACAAAACGUACAGCUCAAAAAACAGGUCAGAGUGUUUCAGAAAUUAUUGAGGAUACUGUAAUUGAAGCAGAUAACUUAAUAUUAGACAGAAAUGAUCAAAGCGAAAAGGAGCCUGAUCCUAGUUCAGAUGUAUUCAUAGAAGAAAUUGAUCACGCUGAAUUAAUUAAUAAAUUAGGAUGCAUUGAAAUACCACCAAAGUUAGAACCUAAACGGCAUCAUAGACUUUCAUUAGAAAGUUCGGGUAGUUCAAGUCUUGAUGAUCCGCCUCAUAUGGAUGAUUUGAGCGGAAACAUUGCAGAUGAAGAAGAUGUCACCUCUAGUCCUUUACCACCAACUCCAGAUGUUACUUAUUCUGGUAUGUAUCUCAUAGGGUAUGGUAUAUAUGGAAUGUCUCGAACAUUGUCUAGAAUAAGCGAACAAAGCACAUCAGAAAAAUCUGAAAUUGAUGAUGAGUUAUCAACAAAAUAUUCUACUCAAUCAGCGUCACUAGAUGAUUCAAUACUGUCUAGUGAUUGUCAGCCAAGUUUAUGUUCUGAUGCGAUGGAUAGCUUACCAGAUUUGCCGCCAUUACCAGAAGAGUAUGCAUUUGAUAUUCCUCCACCAGUCGAACAAUGGCUUUCUCCUAAAAGUGAAGACCUUACACCCGUGGAACAAAAACAUUUUGAUGAUGAUGAAGAUGCAAAAACAAUUCAUAAUGAGGAUUUUGUAGAAGAAGAAACAGAAGAACCGCGUCGAGCACCAUCUACGAACAAACCUAGGCUAUCAUUUGGUGAUGAUACUUCAGCUGGCGUGUCUACAUCAGAAUUUUCAAGUAAUGCUACAAUACUUCAUCACUACGAUAGUGUUUGUCCACCUCCAGAAUUCUUGAACAAAGACUCUGAUGAAUAUGACUCGCCAUUUACUGAGUCUGAUGAAUCAAAAUUCUACCGGCCACCACCUCACAUGUUUGAACUACCCAAGACCAGUAUGAAAACUAGAAAGAGCCGUAUGGCACAUGGUCCGGCAUCAUUGGAUGCACCAGGGCUAAAACCAAAGACAUUAGCUACUAGAGCUCGUUGCCAUUCUUAUUUCUCAUUAACUCGCAGUCCUCCUAGUGACGCUUCAUCAUCUUCACUUGAGGCUCAAGAGCCACCCAAUGUGCCAAAUACAAUACCUAGGGCUUCCAAAAGAAGACGUUACACACAUACUUUAAAGAGAAAACCUAAAGUGAUACAAAUUACAAAAGUAUAGAUUUACUUUUUCAAUAUAAAUCAAUAUUGAUUAUAAAUUUCUAAACUUCCAUUAAAUUACACUUAUUUGAACCAAUUUUAUAAUAAUUAAUAAUGGCAUAUAGGGUGUAGAUUCACAAAUAUUGUGUUAAGAAAGUUAAGGAUAACAAAGACAUUACUAGAUAAUUUUCUUAGUAUUUCACAUGGUAUAUUAGUAAUUUUUCUUUAAUAUUAAUAUUUAUGUUUUUAUAAAACAUAUAUAUAUAUAUAUAUAUUUUCUUUUGUGGGUUGUGAUAAUAAUGUUAUACAAAUGUAAUCUUCGGGUUUUGUUUUGUUUUAUUUUAUAAUAUUUAAAUAAUAGUUUUGUUCUGUUAAAUUGUUAUUAUUAAUUCUAAGUGAAUAACAUAAUAUUAUAUCUUAAAACAACUAUAUAAUAUUAUAUUUAUGAUGACAUUUUUGUAACUUGUAUACAAUAGUAAAUUAUUGUACUUGAAUGAAUUAAAAAACAACAAAUAAUGAGUUUAAUCGUAUUUAAUUUAAAUGGGUGGCAAAUGUGAUCGAACUGUAUUUUGAUGAUAAAUAUUAGUUAAAAGUACUUCAAACAUACUUUAAAUAAUCAAUUUAAUAUUCUAUUGAAAAUUUAAAUUUUAUUUGGUGCUCAAAUAUUUUGUAUUUGAAAUAAUAAUUUAAGUUAUUUCUUCAUUAUAAUAACCUAUUAUAUUCUUAAUAUAAAUGUUUCAUCUUGGUUGAGUAUUAUGUAAAAUUUAACACUGAAACUGAAUAUGCCACCAUGUGAUUAUACAUCAUUAUUUUGUUAAAACAUACUAUUUCAAAUGAUAAUACAUUAAAAAUACUAAUAUUUAUAAAUAAUAAUUAUAAUAUUAUAAUAGACUGAUAUUCAAUAUUAUUAUGACAAAUUACUUGUUGCAACUGGUUUCCAGUGUAUAUAAUAUAAAUGAAAGUUAAAGACAUGGCAAGAUUAAUAUAAUGUCACUGUACCAAAUUAUAAAAGAGAAAUAAAUGAAUUCAAAAUAUUACUCCAAUUCUCAUGGACUCAAAUAUGGUCUAAAUAGUUAUAAACUAUAAUGUAUUCUUUUAAUCAUCAAAUUGCAAAUUUAAAUACUAAUUCUUUAACAUUAUAUCAAAUUUCAAACUGUCUUCCUUUAGUAUAAAAUAUUUAUUAAGCAUAGUUUUGUUUUUCAAAUGAAAUUUGUUAUAGAAUAUUAGUUUUCAAAACUCAAAUAUUCGUUAAUUCUCUUUUAUCCUGUUGACUAUAUAUCUGCCGUUAUACAUCAUUCUCAACAUUAUUUGUAAUUAUUUAAUUUCAUUUACUUACAACUGAUUAAUAAUUGUUAAAAGAUUUCAUAUUUUGUUGUGGUUUUAUUGUAUUGUUUUCUAUUCCUUGUUUUUUUAUACAUAAUAUUACAUAUUAUAUAUAUUUCUAGAUUUCAAGAACAUUUUCGUAUUACCUAAAUGUGAAACUGCAUUUCAAUAAUUUUUACUUUGUUAUUUUUUUUAAAUUAAUUAACUAGGUGUUAGAUUAUUUGUUUUUGUAAAUUGUUUAUAAAUAAUUUAUUAUAAUUAUAUCUAGAUACCAUUUUACUAUGUACAUACAAACGACGAUAAAGAUAUAAUAAUUAAUAAAAAGUCAACAAAUAAAAAAUAAACUAUGAUUUAAUAAUUUUUAAUAAUUUCCAUAUGAUGCACAUUUUUUUUAAUGUAUGUCACUUUAAAUCAUUCGUGUUAUGCAUAUCCGGGUUAACCCAAUGGAGUUAAGUGAGUUUUUAAUAUAUAUAAAUAGUUGUACAUUUUAUGUUGAACCUUAUUUGUGUAUCAACAUUCAAUUACAUAUCAUAAAAUUGCUUCUCAUUUAUUAUUAUUAUUUUUGUUUUUCAUAUAUUAUAUUAUUAUUUUGCAACACACAAAUAAAUAUACAUUUAAGUAUAUAUUUGUACUUUGGUUAAAUUAUAAUUAUUACAUGUUUUUAUUUGCAAUCACAAACCCUAUCCCUAUUUUAAUUUUAUCAAACUGCACACAUACAUGGUUAUAAAAGCAUUUUAUAUAAUUUGUUUUAAUACUCCACUUGUGAAUUGUACAUUGCUUGGUAUAUUUUGUAUAAAAUGCUUUUAUUAAUAAACUUUUUUAA